Messenger RNA from Salvelinus namaycush (lake trout), 1850 nucleotides. It is a transcript of the gene gpc2, whose product is annotated as glypican 2. Bases 1 to 1749 code for a protein of 582 amino acids. NCBI's taxonomy places the organism in Eukaryota, Metazoa, Chordata, Actinopteri, Salmoniformes, Salmonidae. The transcript is spliced from 11 exons. Gene Ontology annotation, cellular component: cell surface; extracellular region; plasma membrane. The record is from RefSeq and is a predicted model, not a curated record. Gene Ontology annotation, biological process: cell migration; regulation of protein localization to membrane; regulation of signal transduction.
AUGGUUUCCCGGCUAUAUGCUCAGAAGUACCCCCCGGUGUUGCUCUGCACGCUGGCUGCCCUGUCAUGGACUUGGGGCCCGGUAACAGCGGGUAGGAGUUGCUCGGAGACACGGCAUGUGUACGCAGAGAAGGGCUACAGUACGAACACUGCCCCGCUGACUCAAAUCUCCGGCGAGCAUCUGCGUCUGUGUCCCCAGGACUACACCUGCUGCUCCAGUCAGAUGGAGGAAACUCUGGCCCAUCAGAGUGAGACGGACUUCCUGUCGGCCAUCGACGACACCAGCCAGUUCCUUCUCACCACUUUCACACAGAGGCACCGCAAGUUUGACGAGUUCUUCAGGGAGCUCAUAGACUUGUCUGAAAAGUCCAUGAAUCAAAUGUUUACUAAGACCUACGGGCGCCUCUUCACCCAGAACGCCAAUGUCUUCCAGGAGCUGUUUGUGGAGCUCCGUCGAUACUACUCAGGGGGCAGUGUGAGCCUGACAGAGGUGCUGUCAGAGUUCUGGUCCAGACUGGUGGAGCGGGUCUUCUCUCUGGUCAACCCCCAGUACCAGUUCAGUGACGAGUACCUGGAGUGUGUCAACAAACAUGCAGAGCAGCUGCAGCCCUUUGGGGACCUGCCCCGGAAACUAGGCUUACAGGUGUCCAGGGCAUUCAUUGCAGCCAGAGCACUGGUUCAAGGCUUGGCCAUAGGCCGUGACAUUGUCAACAAGGCAGCAAAGUUGAGUGCUGGUGCGGGGUGUGUGCGUGCCCUGAUGCGUCAGUGGUACUGCCCAUUGUGUCGAGGCAUGCCCUCCCUGCGCCCCUGCCACGCCCUCUGCCUCAAUGUGAUGAAGGGCUGCCUGGCCAAUACAGCCGAUCUGGACACUGAGUGGAACAAUUUCAUUGAUGCUCUGUAUCAAGUAUCUGAGAAGCUGGAGGGGCCUUUUAACAUGGAGCUGGCUGCAGACUCCAUCUCUGUUAAAGUGUCCGAGGCCAUCAUGCACAUGCAGGAGAACAGCAUCGCCACCUCCACUAAGGUGUUCCAGGGCUGUGGGAGUCCCAGACUGGCCCCGGGCCGUUCUCGGCGCUCCCCCAAGGAGUCAGGGGGCAACAGGAGACCCUUCCGUACGUUCAGCCCUGAGGAGAAGCCCACCACUGCUGCUGGCACCAACCUGGACCGACUGGUGUCAGAUCUGAAGGAGCGACUGCGGCCCAUGCGAGGCUUCUGGGUGUCCCUCCCACACACCAUCUGCAACGACAAGAACGUGGCCGCCGACGUCACCAACGAGGACCGCUGCUGGAAUGGACAGACCAGGGGGAGGUACCUCCCUGACGUGACAGGCGAUGGGCUGAUGAGUCAGAUCAAUAACCCAGAGGUAGAGGUGGACACUGCCAGGCCAGACGUGAGGACCAGACAGCUCAUCAUGGAGCUCAGAGUAGCCACCAACAGACUGAAACAUGCACAGGCUGGACAGGAUACUGACUUCAUGGACAGUGAGGUCGAUGAGGGCAGUGGAUCAGGCGGCGGAGGGGAGAGGUACAGUGAUGAUUGGCCUGGCUACAGGCCCUACUCCCCUCCCUACAGUAAGCCCCCACUUAACCCCCAGACACCCAUCAAGCCCCCGCGGGUCAGAGACCGAACCGGAUCAAAGUGGAACAGGAGCAAGGGACGGUCCAUCUCAGCGGUCAGCCGGCCAGCCGCCUUCUCGCUGGCGGUUUUGUUUUGGUUAUCAGUUAUGGUCACUGUCUCCCCCAUUUGGAGAUAGCCAGUUACUACAGCCUGAAGCUCAGGGUUGUGUUCAUUAUGGCAAAUAAAGAAGAAAAAAAAAUUUGAAACACAAAAUGAAAAUAAGCAUUUCUUAUUGGA